Molecule: messenger RNA, 543 nt
Organism: Salvia splendens (bonfire salvia)
Lineage: Eukaryota; Viridiplantae; Streptophyta; Magnoliopsida; Lamiales; Lamiaceae
Product: pathogenesis-related thaumatin-like protein 3.2
Exons: 3
Coding region: 1-543 (180 amino acids)
Source: RefSeq, a predicted model, not a curated record
AUGCACUGCUCCGAAGAUCCGUCCGGAAAUUUCUCCUGCGUGACCGGCGACUGCGGAUCCGGAAAGGUCGAAUGCGCCGACUCCGUCACGGCGGCGAUUCCGGUUACUCUGGCUGAGAUCGCACUCGACAGCUUCAACGGGAUGGACGUCUACGACCUGAGCCUCGUGAAAGGAUACAACUUGCCGAUCCUGGUGGCGCCACCACAAAUUGCAGCAAGGCGGAGUGCGAGUAAGGACACGCAGCAAGAACAUACUAGUCUAAAUAUUCACAACAACUUCUGCAAUCAAGAUGAUGUAGAGAGAGAAAAUGCUUGCAACGCCUGCUCCGACGUCUCCUCCUCGCACCGCAACUCCUGCAGCACCAUGGAGGUCGGCAGCGUCGGGAGAGUCUCGUUUUUAAUCGAGAACGACCAGACCGAUCAGCCUCCCAAGCAUGCGCGAGAGGAGAGAUCGGAGCAGGUCAUAUUCCUGCUGCGGAGCGCCAGCAGCUGCGUCGAGGUGAAGAAGACCAACGGAUUUUGGAUUGAAUUUGCAAUGACGUAA